AUAUAUAUAUACAUGUACAUUAUUGUAUAAUGUUAAUAAAAAUAAUUAAAUUAGAAACUUAAAUUAUAGAGAAUAUGUUUUACUUGACACUUUUGUCGUUAUUACGUGAAAAUAUUUACCUGUACCUAUUGUAUUUUUCGAAAUAUGUAUUUAAUUAAAACGAGGCGCUCUAUAUAAAUAUAAAUUUGUGUGCGCGAGUCAGUGAACGAAGCGACAAGAUUCAAAAAGACGUAAUAUAUGCAUUUGGGAAGUAAAUGUAGUUUCAAAUUACAUAAUUAUAAAAUGCUUAAAUUAUAUCCUAUUCUACUUCGCUGAUCAAUCAUUUUGUCUUAUAUCAAUAAUUAUGGAGAAUGUAUGUUUACAUUGCUCUAACAUACAUAACAAUGCAAACCCAUGCGAUUUUAAAACGUACUAUGCUAUAUAUACGGUAGAGCUAAUAAUAGUCAAAAGUUACAUUAAUAUAUGUAUGUAUAUGGUUAUACAAGCAAUCGAUUUAGGCAACAUGGAAAUGUCAAACCAACGAAUAAAUUUUGCAGAGUUCUCUGCUUGUCUGAUGGGUCAUUUUUUUAUAUUCCUGUCUCUCUCUUUCUCUUCCGCUCUUUCUCUCUCACUCUCUCUCUCUCUCUCACUCACUCACUCACUCUCUCUCUCUCUCUCCCUCUCUCCCUCUCUCUUUCUCUCUCCCUCUCUCCCUCUCUCUUUCUCUCUCCCUUUCGUUCAUCCUCAUCAACUGUAGCUUCUUCUUCUUCGAAUAAUAUAAUAUUCGGCGAAAGCGAUGUCCAAAGUUUCGUAUAAAAGGGCAUUCGUGUCACACAGAAACCACAUUCGAAAUCUCAAUCUCUUCCAUUGGAUUCGCAUCUGGUGACAACCAGCUAUCUUUCAAAAUGAAAUUUCUCGUAGUGAUCUCUGUUGCUAUGUUGGCUAUGGCUUCGGCUGAUGUGGCUGAGCAUCAACCAGUUAUCGUUAAACAAUCUCAAGAUAUUUCGCCUGACGGAUCCUACUCUUAUUCCUACGAAACAGAUAAUGGAAUUUAUCAUUCUGAAAGUGGAACUCCAGUGGUGACAGAUGCAAGGAGCGCACCCGUUGUUGUUACCCAAGGAGAGUAUCAAUAUACAUCCCCCGAUGGUACACCAAUUAAGGUGACAUAUGUUGCCGAUCAUAACGGAUUCCAACCACAGGGCGAACACAUUCCAGCUAUUUCUCCAUUGAUUCAAAGGGCUCUUGAAUACAUCAGAACGCAUCCACCACAAGCCGACCAGCCUAACCUAUAAAUUCACGUUCCGCUUCCUUUACCAACUUCCUCCACGUCGCCAAAUGAGAUUACAUUUUGUACAUAACAAGUGCACGAUAAUAAACAUUUAUUGAAAAUUCUUAUGAUAAAGACAUUCUCCUUAUCGUUCUUUGCUUUAAAUACAUAUACAUAUAACAAGAAUUACGUGUAUAACGUACAUAUAAUUAGAACACGUAUACAAUUUUAAAUUAAAGUAGAGAAACACUUGAUAACACAAGUGCGAGUUGUUACAUGUUACACACUUCUGCAUAAUUAGGCUCCAAAUGAAAUUAGCCGUCAUUGUACUAGAACAACACUUGCUAAUGUAGAAUGAAUAAUUAAAAAAAGUAUCUUGAAUUUGAAAUUGCUGUAGAUAAAAUACUUCCCCAAUAAUUACGUUUCACGUUCAUACGUUACCUACGUAUUCUAUAUUUAUAAAAGUUCAUUUUUAUUUAUUCAUACGUCAUCGUUCUAAAACGAAAAAUAGAUUUUAGAAAACUCAACAGAUCUAGUAUAAUUUCCUUGCUUUUCUAUAUCACUCUUAAUCGUUUCAUUAUAAAGUAGAUAUCACUAUAGUAGUACAACGUCGAACGCUCGCUAUAUUCUAAAGCUUAAAAUUCCGACAAUUGUUGGCAAACUCUCGCCAAUGACGAUGCGCAAGAGCGAACGCAGCAUUUCUGCUGCGCGGUGU
Molecule: messenger RNA, 1961 nt
Organism: Bombus huntii
Lineage: Eukaryota; Metazoa; Arthropoda; Insecta; Hymenoptera; Apidae
Product: larval cuticle protein LCP-17-like
Exons: 2
Coding region: 885-1271 (128 amino acids)
Cellular component (GO): chitin-based extracellular matrix
Molecular function (GO): structural constituent of chitin-based larval cuticle
Source: RefSeq, a predicted model, not a curated record